Messenger RNA from Solanum dulcamara, 1806 nucleotides. RefSeq lists its product as uncharacterized. Lineage: Eukaryota; Viridiplantae; Streptophyta; Magnoliopsida; Solanales; Solanaceae. The record is from RefSeq and is a predicted model, not a curated record. The coding region runs from base 274 to 1404 and encodes 376 amino acids. Gene Ontology annotation, molecular function: nucleic acid binding; RNA-DNA hybrid ribonuclease activity. The transcript is spliced from 9 exons.
AAAUAUUUUUCCUAACUCUUGAACUUGGUGGGCUGUUUCUGGAAUUUUUACUUGGUAUUUGGAAACGUGUUUAUAGAAGUGGACACAGAAAAACUGGCUGAAUAAUCCAGCGUUUCCCCCCCUCUAUUCUCUGCUCGGAAAAUGAAUGAUUUAGGGAAGUUAAAUUCAUACACAUUGUAUCAGUUGAAUGAAUAAAAAUGAUUUUGUUUUCUGUUUUCCUUGUGUUUUCUCUAUUUUUCAGAAACUGGUAGAGUCUGAGGGCUUCCCUGUGUAAUGAACAUCUUGUUUAAUGCAUGUUCUGCUGCAAUUUUUACAAGGACUAGAAGACGUGCCGUGAAGAGUUCAAUUGGUGCAUUUUCAGCUCUUUCAUGGAAGACAGGUGUUGGAUUUACUGCAACUAGAAAAGUUGAUUUCGAUUUGUUUUUUAAGCAAAUCUGUGUUCGCUGCUAUUCAUCCAAAAAGUCUAGUGGAAAUAAAUCUAGCUCACAGAAGUCUGAUCCUACUCCAAAAAUGAAGGAAGAUAGAGAUGGUUUCUUUGUUGUUAGAAAAGGAGAUCUGGUUGGGGUCUACAAAAACUUGAGUGAUUGUCAAACUCAAGUCGGAUCCUCGAUAUGUGACCCUCCUGUAAGUGUGUAUAAAGGCUAUGCCAUGCCUAAGGACACAGAGGAAUAUCUUCUCUCUUGUGGGCUUAAAAAUGCUCUUUACUCUGUCAGAGCUGCUGAUCUGACUGAAGAUCUCUUUGGGACCCUAGUACCAUGCCCUUUUCAGCAACCCUCUUCCUCAAAAGGUGGGAUGCCUGAACAUAUGCCAAAGAAGAGGUCACAGGAUGUAAUGUGGUCAGAAUAUACGGAUGCUGUUGGAUCAGCUGUUAUUUCAAAUGAUUCCCUUAGAAAGCAUGGCAAGUUGGAUGAUCAAAAGGAUGACCAAGCUCUGCCAUCUGGUCAGCGGUCUUGUACUCUUGAAUUUGAUGGUGCUUCAAAAGGAAAUCCUGGACUAGCUGGUGCAGGAGCUGUCCUGCGGGCUGAUGAUGGCAGUUUUAUCUGUAGGCUACGUGAAGGUUUAGGAGUAGCAACAAACAAUGCUGCUGAAUAUCGAGGCAUUAUUUUGGGGUUGAACUAUGCACUUAGCAAAGGGUUUACAAGUAUUCGCGUUCAGGGUGACUCCAAACUUGUUUGUAUGCAGAUUCAGGGCCUAUGGAAGGUUAAAAAUCAAAACAUCUCCACGCUGUAUGAGCAGGCAAAACAACUGAAAGAUAGUUUUCUUUCUUUCCGGAUCAUUCAUGUCCUUCGGGAGUCAAACUCUGAUGCCGAUGUUCAGGCGAACUUGGCCGUUGAACUUGCUGAUGGUCAAAUUCAGGAGGAGAUAAGAGAAAUAACUGAAGGGCACUUGAAAAUGACUUCAUAGUCCGUGGCUGAAAAAUGUAGCAACGGUCCUCUAAGAUUUGUAUUCUCUCGGGGUUAAGUUAUCCUAUUUUUGCCAAUACCAACAACCGUAAAGGAUUAUGCCUAUGAAGCCAGUGUAUUGCGCGUAUAGCCGCAUACUAAUAUUCUUCAUUGUUAAUGGAUUAAUGUUAUUGCAAUUGGGAACUUGUAAAUGUAAUUAGGGAUGGGAUCAUAAUUGGCAACAGAGCCAAAUUUUACUGAUGAGAGGGUUCUUUAAUCAAAUGCAAAACGUUUGAUGCAAGUCAUCGUCUGUGAUUUGUCAUUUUUAUUGCAGAACUGUUGUCAUUUUAUUUUUCACUCCUUAUUCUAUUGCUGAGGACACAUUAAGUAUUUAUAUAUAUCCCAAUAUAUAAAUAAUUUGGUA